AUGCCGAAUGUGAAGUGGCCAGCAGAGGAACCACUGAAGGAACCCAUUGUAAAGGAACUUGCUAAUAAAUAUAACAAGACUGCAGCUCAAAUACUGUUGCGCUUUCUUGUCCAACAAGGCGUUGCUGUCAUUCCGAAAGCUAUCAAGCCUGAACGUGCAAAAGAAAACAUCAACAUUUUCGACUUCCGUCUCAGUCCUGUGGAUAUGCAGAAGCUUGCUUCAGUAAAAACUAGAUUGAGGUUUAGCACUUGGAACUUUGCUUUCGGUCACCCAUUCUUCCCAUUUGAUGAUGUCGAUCAGACAAAGGGGCCAGUGCCUUUGAAAUCUUAAGAAUCUCCAAGGCACAACAGUUCUGAAAUACCCCUGCUACAAGUCGUCAUGCUUAUAAGUGUACAAUCCAGUGGACAGACUUGCUGUUUUUACGAUAUUUUGGCAUUCUGUAGUACUUAGAAUUGUGCUUAAAUAGUUACAAGAUCAAACUGC
Molecule: messenger RNA, 483 nt
Organism: Cylicocyclus nassatus
Lineage: Eukaryota; Metazoa; Nematoda; Chromadorea; Rhabditida; Strongylidae
Source: the annotation of a GenBank genome assembly